Brassica oleracea var. oleracea is the source of this 2013-nucleotide messenger RNA. RefSeq lists its product as uncharacterized. The record is from RefSeq and is a predicted model, not a curated record. Lineage: Eukaryota; Viridiplantae; Streptophyta; Magnoliopsida; Brassicales; Brassicaceae. The coding region runs from base 304 to 1710 and encodes 468 amino acids. The transcript has 5 exons.
GUCCAAUCAAAAAGUAAAAGCCUUUGAGCGUAGAGAGAGCGAUUGAGACAAGGUAGCAAGUGUUGCAGCGGAAAGAGAUCGAGAUCGGGAGGGAGGGAGGGAGAGUGAGCUAUACCGGAUAUGGGAUCUCAGCUACUCAUCUUCUACUGUCACUCUUCCAACUACUUUCCUUGAUUAGUGUCUUUUUUUUUUUUUACUUCUCUUCUCAAACAGAGAUUCGUGGAAACUUACACUCUCUCUGGACUUUGAAAGCCUCACGUUUCAGCACAUUGUUUGUGGUGCUCAUCUGUCUGAAGAAACCAAAUGGGUUCGAGAUACGCAUCUCACCAGCUCAGCAACGGCCUCUUCGUCUCCGGCAGGCCAGAGCAGCCCAAAGAAAAGCCUCCAACGAUGAGCUCAGUAGCCACGCCUUACACCGGCGGCGACAUCAAGAAAUCAGGAGAGCUAGGAAAAAUGUUCGACAUCCCCACAGAUGGAACCAAGUCAAGAAAGUCCGGCCCGAUCACCGGAGCCUCUUCCAGAAGCGGCCAGCAGCCCGGCCCGGGCGGGCCCAACGCAACCGGCCGCAUGUCAGGCUCCUUAGCUUCCACCGGUUCGAACUCGAUGAAGAAAACAAACUCAGGACCUUUGUCUAAACACGGUGAGCCGUUAAAGAAAUCCUCCGGUCCCCAAUCCGGAAACUCCGGUCCCAUCCCUAUACUCCCGACCACAGGGCUCAUAACGUCUGGGCCCAUCACCUCAGGCCCGUUGAACUCGUCCGGGGCUCCUAGGAAGAUCUCUGGUCCUCUGGACUACUCCGGUUCGAUGAAGCCGCAUCAUCAUAAUAACCCUUCUUCAGUUGUUCAUAACCAGGCGGUGACCACGCUCGCUCCUGAAGAUGACUUCUCCUGCAUGAAGAGCUUCCCUAAGCCUGUGAUGUGGCUGGUAAUACUUAUAUUUGUGAUGGGGUUCCUCGCCGGAGGCUUCAUCCUCGGAGCGGUUCACAAUGCGAUUCUCCUCAUUGUUGUGGCGGUCUUGUUCGCUGCUGUUGCUGCGCUCUUCUUUUGGAAUGUGUCUUGUGAGAAACGUGGGAUUACAGAUUUUGUGGCUCGUUAUCCUGAUGCUGAUCUUAGAACUGCUAAAAACGGUCAAUACGUUAAGGUCACUGGGGUUGUCACCUGUGGUAACGUACCGCUUGAGUCAUCGUUCCAUAGAGUUCCCAGAUGUGUUUACACGUCUACGUGUCUGUAUGAGUACCGUGGAUGGGGUUCGAAGCCAGCUAAUGCUUCACACCGCCGCUUCACAUGGGGACUGAGAUCAGCAGAGAGGCAUGUGGUGGACUUCUACAUCUCUGAUUUUCAAUCCGGGCUGAGAGCAUUGGUGAAGACUGGAAACGGUGCAAAGGUGACACCUAUAGUUGAUGAUUCUGUUGUCAUUGACUUCAAGCCAGGAAGCGAGCAAGCGUCUCCAGAUUUCGUGAGGUGGUUGGGUCAGAAGAAUCUAUCUAAUGAUGAAAGAGUAAUGCGGCUAAAAGAAGGGUAUAUCAAAGAAGGGAGCACAGUGAGUGUGAUAGGAGUGGUGCAGAGAAACGAGAGCGUGCUAAUGAUAGUCCCAACGACGGAGCCAUUAGCUGCUGGUUGGCAGUGGAGCAAGUGCACGUUCCCUGCAAGCCUUGAAGGGAUUGUACUGAGAUGUGAAGAUUCAUCGAACGUAGACGCCAUUCCUGUCUAGAUAGUAGUAAGUCCUUCCACGUGUUGGUAGACGCACUUGUCUCACUUCGGCUUCAUUAAUAUUUCUCAUGAAAUCUGAAAUGUGUUCUCUGAUGGUGCUCUCUACUCUACCGAUGAUGAUUCCUUUGGUCUUAUGGUAGUGUUUUAUUUUCUUUACUUUUAAUAUCUCUUAUUAUUUUAUAUCUGAGUAACAUUAGGUUGAUUAAUGUAAUGGUUGUGGAGUACUAUACUAUGACUUAAUUUGUGUUAUUGUUUGUAAUUGUAAAGUUCUAAACUUGUGUCCUAAUUUGAUUUGCCUUCUCUA